Molecule: messenger RNA, 3703 nt
Organism: Stegastes partitus (bicolor damselfish)
Lineage: Eukaryota; Metazoa; Chordata; Actinopteri; Pomacentridae
Gene: trip10b
Product: thyroid hormone receptor interactor 10b
Exons: 13
Coding region: 120-1355 (411 amino acids)
Biological process (GO): signal transduction
Molecular function (GO): protein binding
Source: RefSeq, a predicted model, not a curated record
UUUUUUUUUAACUUCUCCUGCUCCUCCUCCUCUCCACCUGGUGGCUUCUUUCUUUGCUUUUAAAACCCCAAACAGGAGCGGAUCUGUGCGUUUCUUCAGACAUCUGAACUUUCGCAGACAUGGACUGGGGAACAGAUCUGUGGGACCAGUAUGAUGUCAUCGACAAGCACACACAGUCGGGCCUUGACCUGGUGGACCGAUACAUAAAGUUUGUGAAGGAGCGGACAGAGAUAGAGCAGAACUACGCCAAGCAACUCAGGAGUCUAUCAAAGAAAUACGCCAAACGAGGAAGCAAGGAUGAGCAAGACUGCAAGUUCAGCAAUCACGCAUCAUUCCAGGAGAUCCUGAACGAGCUGAACGAUUACGCCGGGCAACGGGAGCUCAUCGCUGAAAACAUGAUGACGGCCAUCUGUGUGGAACUCACCAAGUACCUUCAGGACAUCAAACAAGAACGCAAAACACACCUGUCUGACGCCAAGAAGGCCCAGCAGACGUUAGAGAGCAGCUUUAAACAACUAGAAAGUGUGAGUCCCACGUUGUUGUUUGCAGAUAUUUAUUUUGCAGAUAUAAUAGAUUUUGAAAGAGGCUUUUUAACUGACUCGAUACUGUUCAUAGAGCAGCACAAGUCUGGUUUUGAGCGACCUGGAGAUGUGGAGUUUGAAGACUACACCCAGGGAAUCAAACCAGCAACCUCAGAGUCCAGCCUGCACCCACCAAAAGUGCGCGCCAAGCUCUGGCCUUUCAGCAAGAAGCACAAGACAACACAUGCUGAAAAGCACAUGCCGCCUGCUGCAGAAGAUUUCUCUCACCUUCCUCCGGAGCAGAGGAAGAAGAGGCUGCAGGCGAAGAUCGAUGAUAUCACCAAAGAGCUGCAAAAGACGCAAGAUCAAAGUGACGCACUGGAGAAGAUGAAGGGUGUGUAUGAGCAGAAUCCACAGAUGGGAGACCCCUCCAGUCUGGAGCCUCAGAUCACAGAAACUGCCCAGACCAUCGGCCGUCUGAAGGGGGAGCUCGCCAAAUACGAGGCGUGGCUGUCAGAAGCAGUGGGAGGAGAGGAAUCUUCCAACACCGUCAACAAUAACGCUCAGCAUAGUGUCUCCAGCGCUGUAACAGCUGACCCGUCUCAGAACAUCUACACAGAGUUUGAUUAUGAAUUUGACGACGUAGAAAGUCCCAUUGGCCAGUGCACGGCUCUGUACACCUUCGAAGGCAACAGCGAGGGCACCAUUUCCAUUACAGAGGGAGAGCUGUUGAGUGUAAUGGAGGAGGAUAAAGGCGAUGGAUGGAUGAGAGUCCUUAGAGGCAAUGGAGAGGAGGGCUAUAUACCUUCAUCCUAUGUCAAACUCACACCUUAACUCCCAUCAAAGGGCUCCUGAUGGAAGUUAAGAGCCAAAGGUGAAUGCAAAGUCAUCCAAGAUAAUUGGAGCUGUUUUCUACAUGUUUUUAUCUCAGCCGGUGACGUGUGUGUGCAGUGAGAUGAAAGUGAGUGAUUAUAAAGCUUGUUAUCGAGGCUGAUUGCAGUAUCAUACACUCCCUGUCUCUGCUCGCUGUGGCAGGAGACGCAGCCUCUAAAUGCAGACUGUCAGUCCUGUCUGAUCUUUUUAGAUUACAGCUUUUUUCGAACUAAAAAAAAAAAAGAAGGAAAAAAAAACAAACUACUUUUGAAUGUAUACCCGAACUUUUUGUCACCGUGUUAAGUGACGACUCCUAUUCAGCAUCGUAGUAGCCUCACGCUACACUUGUUUAUGGCAAUACUUAUAUCCGCCCACUUGACUUUCCCACUGCCAGUUUUAGUAACCUGCUGAUCUUUUUUCUUUUUGUAACACCAACUCUCUACAAAACCCCUUGUCUGACAGGAUAAUGUGAGUUUUUUUGUUUUUUUUUACCAUGGUGAUGUGAUGUUUUAUAGCUUUUAACUGGAUGAAAACCACUACAGGGAGAGUACAAAAUAUAUCUUUCAAUGGACCAAGACGUUAAAGGACAGGCUCUCGUUUUCUUUUUAUAUUUGUCCUGAAACAGUUGUCAGGUGUCCAUAUGAAAAGUGAAACAGGUUUUCUUGCUAUUUUCCUGUUUAUAUUAACCAUUAAAGGAUCUCUUCCUAAUGCACUUUCACUGGUGAAGGGGAAGAAAUCCACAGGUCUGGAGUUGAACUGAUCAAGUGGGCAUCUUUCAGUGUUUUAUUAAAUAAAAAUCAUUCUUUGUGUUACCAUCGCUGUAGCAGAAAUCACAAAGAGGAAUUUCAUUUUGAAAAUGCUGUAAAUUUGGAAGGCAUCCACUUGAUUUGAUCAGUCGAACUGCUAAACCUUUUUAAAGAGGUUGUGGGCUGUGUUUUGCUUGUCAUCUCUAGUCUGGCUCCCCGGAUGUAGACUGGAGGUAUAACCCUGCCAAACUUUUAGGUAGCAGCCUACAUGAAAACUUUAUAUUUAGCUGAAGGUUUGGAUUGUGCAACAAAAGCAGCCCUGCUCGUUUAUUUUUCUGUAAAUUAGACAUUUAAAUGACGGCGCUCACCUCUCUGUGUGUAAAUGUUCCACCAAAACAAGUCUCUGUUUUCAGUGAACACCAUCACUGUAUCCUGUUUUUAGCCCUGCCUCAGAUUACUGUGAUUGUGUUAAAGAAAUACAAACAUCCCAAAGUGUUUUUUUUCCCCUGUAACAGAAUGAUAAUGAAGGCCAGUAGACCAUCCUAUACAGCGCCACAUUAGUGCUAGAAAAUGGUCUGGUGUGUGACACUGAUCAUCAUUUACAUUGGAAGUGAUCUGAAAAGGGAAAUCCUGGCUGUAAAGACAAACAAAAAAAGAAAACUGUGUGCAAAACCUGUUUCAAUGUUCACAUGGUCACGUGAGCACUGUUAGGACAGAAAGAGGGGGAAACGUGAACCUGUCUCUUAACUCCAUGUGAUGUAUUUUCAGUUCUCUACCACAGAAAGGGUUUUAAUGGAAGCUUGCUUUGCAACGUUUUUUGUGAAUUUUAGGCAUGAUGUGUAAAAAAAAAAAUCCAAAGGAAAAGCACAAUAGCAGUGAUGACCAAAGUUCAAUGCAAAGUAAAAAUAUAGAGUUUAUUAUUUUAGAACUCCUGUGAAUGGCCUGUGUCAGAGGGAGCAGCCUUUGUGCAGGUCUCUUCUUCAUGUUUAAUUUCGAACUUUGCACAGAAGUGGCUGGACUCGGUGUUGGAGCGGUUUCAGGUCUGACGGUCAGCUGGUUCCUCUUUAUGUUUGUCAUAGUCUGGUUUCACAUGGUUUAACUGCCUGUUUUCACUUUUUGAGCCUCUGGACAUCUGAAUCUCACUCUUAUUGUCUCGCCGAAAUCCUCUGAAACAACGGCCAUUUCAAAAAAAAAAAAAAAAAAAGAAAAGAAAAAGACAAAACUUUGUCAUUAUUCUUACUUGAAAUCCAGAUGGCCUGUUCAACCAAAUUUCCAAAAAAUCAAUAUGGCACUAGGCUAUAUUUCAAAGGGAGGAAAUGAGAGUUUUGAGAUUCAUCUCCUCACUGGAUCACUGCCAAGAGUGAACAAGCACUUUUAAAAUCUGAAUCUGAAAUGCUUAAAGCUCUCUUUCUCUCUCACUGAGCCACAUGAGGUUUAUUCAUCUCUGUCUCUGCCACUCUGUCCUGCACAAUGUUUUCUCAACAUUUAAGGGGUAUUAUUGUAUGAUCCAUUUUUGAACGAGAAUGUCUGUAUUUACAUGUAUCAUAAAGUGAAAACAAAAAA